CCCAGUUCGUUUCCUCUUUCUGCACAGAUCAGCUGAUGGGAACGUGACUGUAACUCUGCUGCUCAAACAAAUACUUUAUGUAUCACAAGUUAUAGGUAAAGCACCAUGGCUGCUAGUGGACCAGAAACCACCAGCCUGCGGUACCACAACAAGGUGGUGAUUGUCACAGGAGGUACAAAGGGCAUUGGAGAAGCAAUUGUCAAAGUAUUUGUGAAGAAUGGAGCCAGAGUUGUGUUCUGUUCAAAAGAAGAGACAGCCAGUGACCUUGAAGCUGAACUGAGAGAAUCCAGGCCAGGAGCUGCUAUUUAUGUCUGUUGUGAUGUCACCAAAGAGGAAGAUAUCCAGGUAACAGCAGCUUACUCCCUGGUGGAGAUGUUCACUUCUGAAUACGGCCACCCCUGGAGGCUGAUUGAAGUAGCUGUGAAAACAUAUGGACAAAUCGACUGUCUGAUCAACAAUGCUGGGUGGCAUCCUCCAGAGCAGAUCAUAGACAACACAAGCUCACAGGAGUUUCGUGACCUCUUAAACUUGAAUUUGAUUGGAUACUUUUUGACUGCAAAGUAUGCUUUACCCUAUCUAAGAAAAACACAAGGCAAUAUCAUCAACAUUUCAAGUCUUGUUGGAGUCAUUGGUCAAAAACAUGCAAUACCGUAUGUUGCCACAAAGGGAGCAGUAACUGCAAUGACCAAGGCGAUGGCUGUAGAUGAGAGCCGACACAAUGUGAGAGUGAACAGUAUCUCUCCUGGAAACAUAUGGACACCAUUGUGGGAGGAGCUUUCCAGCCAUUCCACUAAUCCUGAGGCCAUGAUCCUGGGAGGUAAAGAUGCUCAGCUUCUGGGACGUAUGGGCACAAGCGAGGAGUGUGCCAAGGCUGCCUUGUAUCUGGCAGCAGAAGGGACGUUCUGCACCGGUAUUGAUCUAUUCCUAACUGGUGGAGCUGAACUCAAUUAUGCCAAUAAGAACCAGCAGAAGACACACAGCAGCAUUUAUGACUGACUGUAAUGUAAUUUCAGUGCCUCAAAACUUGCAAGGUGGUUAUGGUUGCAAGGUUUUCCUCUGUUGUUAUAAAAUAUAAAGACAUUCGAAGAUUGUUUCAAAUGUUCAGGUUUUCUCCAAAGUUAGAAACUGAAGAUCUGCUCAAGAAAUAAGUUACAUAUAUAGGUAUCAUAGUAUAGGUGCUAAAUAUCGCUAAUUUCCAGGUCCAGGUUUUGAAGACUUGUCCCUUUUAAAUGUCCUUGUUUUUCAGUAGGUAUUGACCAACUAUACAAUGAAUUUAUAUAUUUUG
Molecule: messenger RNA, 1285 nt
Organism: Pseudophryne corroboree (corroboree frog)
Lineage: Eukaryota; Metazoa; Chordata; Amphibia; Anura; Myobatrachidae
Gene: HSD17B14
Product: hydroxysteroid 17-beta dehydrogenase 14
Exons: 9
Coding region: 106-996 (296 amino acids)
Biological process (GO): steroid catabolic process
Cellular component (GO): cytosol
Molecular function (GO): estradiol 17-beta-dehydrogenase [NAD(P)+] activity
Source: RefSeq, a predicted model, not a curated record